This is a messenger RNA of Misgurnus anguillicaudatus (oriental weatherfish), 783 nucleotides long. Its product is annotated as macrophage mannose receptor 1-like. The record is from RefSeq and is a predicted model, not a curated record. NCBI's taxonomy places the organism in Eukaryota, Metazoa, Chordata, Actinopteri, Cypriniformes, Cobitidae.
AUGUGUUAUGAAGAAGGUGUUGGCCAAAUAUCAGACAAAUACAUCUUAAUCCUUCUAAACAAAAACUGGACUGAAGCUCAGCUGCACUGCAGAAAGAAUCACAAUGAUUUAGUCAGUAUCAGAAAUAAGAGAGAAAAUGAGAGAGUAAAGAGUAUGGUAAAUGACAGUGAAUUUCCUUUCUGGAUUGGCCUCCUAUAUGAUAACAUUGAAUGGUUUGAUGGAGGACAAUCUGCUUACAGAAAUUAUUCAAAAAUACCUGAUCAGAAAAAGUCGACAUUAUUCAGUAAAGAAUCAGUCACAUCAUGGAUACAAGGGACAAUGACUGGUUCAUACAAUGCUUUGUGCUACAAAAGUUUAAUUCAUGUAAGCCCUUAUAAAAUGUCUUGGGAGAAAGCUCUGUAUUACUGCAAUAGCAAUGCUUCUGGACUACUGCGCAUCGAGUCACAGUAUGAUCAGAAAGAAACAGAACGAGAAUUACGAAGACAGAAGAUUUCUGGUCCGGUGUGGAUCGGGCUUCGACAAAGUCGACUUUUUGGUUUCUGGAUUUGGGUCAGUGGGCUUCAAGUGGGACCCUGGACCAAUUGGAAAGGAGGACGCCAACCAGAACAUCAGCUGUCCCAGUAUUGUGGUGCCAUUGAGAAGGUGAACGGUGUGUUCAAGUGGUCUGAUAAAGACUGCAAAUCUACAUUUAGAGUUUUAUGUGAAGGGAAGUAAUUCACCAACAUCACCAAACAUUGUCAUCUAUACAUUCACUAUAAUGUUCUUCUAAAUAUUUUGUGUUGA